Molecule: messenger RNA, 993 nt
Organism: Chaetomium fimeti
Lineage: Eukaryota; Fungi; Ascomycota; Sordariomycetes; Sordariales; Chaetomiaceae
Product: kinase-like domain-containing protein
Exons: 4
Coding region: 1-993 (330 amino acids)
Biological process (GO): protein phosphorylation; mitotic DNA damage checkpoint signaling
Cellular component (GO): cytoplasm; nucleus
Molecular function (GO): protein serine/threonine kinase activity; ATP binding
Source: RefSeq, a predicted model, not a curated record
AUGUCUUCGACCGCGACUCCCCCUUCAACAGGGCCCUACCAACAGUCCCUUCCCAAAGGAACAGAACUCACGGCCGCCUCUGGGAGAUCCUACAUGAUUAAUGAGAUUAUUUACGAGCGGUCGAGGGGACCCCUACUCUGUUGCUUGUACCGCGCGGGCCACGAAGGAAAAGAGUAUAUACUCAAGGACAUCCUGCCAGGCGACUUCCAGUAUAAUCUGGAUCUGCAGAAACUCGUCAGCUCGGCCCAUAUCCGAACGCUUAUCGACAGCAUCCCCGAUCGCCGUAUGCUCGUAUUCCCGUUCAUUCAGUAUGACCUACAGACGAUCAACACAGCAGCAAUACCUCCCUCUACCAAGAAGAUGAUAUUGAGGGACGCUCUCGCAGGUUUAUCUGACCUGCACGAUAAGAACAUCUACCAUACAGAUAUUAAACCCUCCAAUAUCAUGAUGGACACGUUCAAGCAGAGCAACGGGACUAUCGGGUUUAGGAAUGUACAGAUCACAGAUCUGGAGGAGGCUUUUCUUAUACCUCCCAAGUCUCGAGGUCUCGGAAAGCGCCUUUCUGGGAACCCGUUCUGGAGGAGCCCCGAAGCCUGGGCAAGAGGAGCACAGCAUACCCCCGCCGACAUCUUCUCAUUCGGCAUCGUCGCUAUAUAUGUCUGGUUAGAUAGAAUGAUCCUUUACUCGGACGAGGCAAACGAAGCUGAGGACCCGUCGGAUAUGAUCCUCAGGCGCCACGUAUCUUACUUUAUCAAUGAUGUCGACGACUUCAACGGUUUCAUCGAUUACCAUGGAGGAGAGGAAGACCCCUUUGUCAACCGAUUUGGAGGGCUUCUCAUGUCGUUCAACGCCGAAGACAAGAGAGAACCCUGGACUGCGUGGCAACCGGUGGACCCGCAAUUCAAGGACCUUAUUUGCAAGAUGACCUACCUCGAUCCUCGAAGGCGGAUCACUGCCAGGGAGGCACUCCAGCACCCUUGGUUCAAUGAAUAA